Trichoderma gamsii is the source of this 801-nucleotide messenger RNA. RefSeq lists its product as hypothetical. Gene Ontology annotation, biological process: peptidyl-lysine dimethylation; peptidyl-lysine monomethylation. Lineage: Eukaryota; Fungi; Ascomycota; Sordariomycetes; Hypocreales; Hypocreaceae. Gene Ontology annotation, molecular function: protein-lysine N-methyltransferase activity. The record is from RefSeq and is a predicted model, not a curated record. The coding region runs from base 1 to 801 and encodes 266 amino acids. Gene Ontology annotation, cellular component: cytoplasm. The transcript has 2 exons.
AUGACAUCAUCAAAUAAACCGGCGUAUCUGCCUCCUUCUAAACUCGGCACGAAAGAAUACUGGGACUCCCUCUACACAACCGAACUCACAAACCACGCCGCCAACCCCUCCGACACAGGCACAAAUUGGUUCGACGACUCCGACGCAGAGGCCCGCAUCGUCGCCUUUCUCGAAUCCCUCGCCGAAGACGAUCAAGACGUUUUGCCUGAGAGUCUAUCGCAGCAAGAAGCGUCUUUCUUGGAUCUCGGUUGUGGGAAUGGCUCGCUGCUGUUUGCCCUGAGGGACGAGGGCUGGGAGGGCGCCAUGCUAGGAGUAGAUUACAGCGCGCAGAGCGUUGCUCUGGCAAAGAAUAUCGCCGAGAGCAGGAGAGAAGAAGAAGAAGAAGAGUCAUUACCACCAGUCAACUUCCUCGAAUGGGACCUCCUCAACGGCCCUCUAACCCUCACCGCGUCUCCCUCAGAAAACGCCUCCUCUCCCCUAUCCCACACCCCCUCCCCCUCACGCCUCUUCGACAUCAUCCUCGACAAAGGCACCUUUGACGCCAUCAGCCUCUCCACAACAUCAUCAGAACAGCAGCAGCACCCUUGCGAAAUCUACCGCCGCCGCCUGCUCCAGCUGCUCAGCCACGGCGGCAUCUUCCUCAUCACGAGCUGCAACUGGACCGAGCCCGAGCUGCGGGCGUGGUUUGUUGAUGAUGCGGAUGGGGAGUUGAGUGUUGUGGGCAGGGUGGAUUAUCCGACGUUUACGUUUGGGGGGGUCAAGGGGCAAACGAUUAGUACGUUGUGCUUUAGGAGGAAGUGA